This is a messenger RNA of Puma concolor (puma), 2580 nucleotides long. The record is from RefSeq and is a predicted model, not a curated record. NCBI's taxonomy places the organism in Eukaryota, Metazoa, Chordata, Mammalia, Carnivora, Felidae.
UUGAGCCGUCCUGUUUUUACCCAGGAGCCACAAGACAUUAUUUUUCCUUUGGAUUUAUCAAAAUCUGAAAUCAUCCUGAAUUGUGCUGCCACUGGUUACCCUUCACCCAGUUAUAGGUGGAAGCAAAAUGGCACAGAUAUUGAUUUUACCAUGAGUUAUCACUACAGGUUGGAUGGAGGCAAUUUGGCAAUCAGUAGUCCCCGCACAGAUCAAGAUAUUGGCAUGUACCAGUGCCUGGCCACCAACACUCUGGGGACAAUACUGAGUCGGAAGGCGAAGCUCCAGUUUGCAUAUAUUGAAGACUUUGAAACCAAAACAAGAAGCACAGUGUCCGUCCGAGAAGGUCAAGGUGUGGUGCUUCUCUGUGGCCCACCACCACACUUUGGAGAUUUAUCUUAUGCAUGGACUUUCAAUGAUAACCCCUUAUAUGUCCAAGAGGACAACAGACGGUUUGUAUCACAAGAGACAGGAAACCUAUACAUUGCCAAAGUGGAACCAUCAGAUGUGGGCAACUAUACUUGCUUCGUAACAAACAAGGAAGCCCAGAGAAGUGUUCAAGGACCACCCACCCCAUUAGUGCAGCGCACUGAUGGUGUGAUGGGGGAAUAUGAACCAAAGAUUGAAGUGCGUUUUCCUGAAACUAUACAAGCUGCAAAGGAUUCAUCUGUAAAACUGGAAUGCUUUGCCCUUGGAAAUCCAGUCCCUGAUAUUAGUUGGAGGAGGUUGGAUGGAAACCCGUUGCCAGGGAAAGUCAAGUACAGCAAAUCCCAAGCUAUUCUUGAAAUCCCGAACUUUCAACAGGAAGAUGAAGGCUUCUAUGAGUGCAUUGCAGGCAACCUUCGAGGAAGAAACCUUGCAAAGGGUCAACUCAUUUUCUAUGCCCCACCAGAAUGGGAACAAAAAAUCCAAAAUACUUACCUGUCUAUCUAUGACAGUUUGUUUUGGGAAUGCAAAGCUAGUGGAAAGCCAAAUCCUUGGUACACUUGGUUAAAGAAUGGUGAACGCCUCACUCCAGAGGAAAGAAUUCAAAUAGAAAACGGGACACUUAUCAUAACUAUGCUGAAUGUGUCAGAUUCUGGUGUCUACCAGUGUGCUGCAGAAAACAAAUAUCAGAUAAUUUAUGCAAAUGCAGAAUUGAGAGUAUUAGCCUCAGCUCCUGAUUUCUCUAAAAAUCCUCUUAAAAAAACUUCAGUUGUGCAAGUUGGUGGGGAUAUCACUAUCGAAUGCAAACCAACUGCUUUUCCUAGGGCAGCUAUCUCCUGGAAAAGAGGAAUGGAGAGCCUGAGACAGAGCACAAGAGUGUUUCUCUCAGACGAUGGCAGCCUCAAGAUAUAUAAUGUUACCAGGUCAGAUGCCGGAUCAUACACUUGCACAGCUACAAAUCAGUUUGGCAUCGCAAAGAACACUGGCAGCCUAGUCGUAAAAGGACCCUGUGCUGAGAAAGGCCCCGUUUUGGUUUAUCGCCCUGAUGUCACUGUCCUGAAAUGCUUAGUCAUCUUGUCUCUGAAGUCCUACUUUGUCAGUGAAGUCUACCGGGACAGCGGAGCAUGCGCGCAAGCAGAGGAACUAUACUGGGUGGCGGCAGUGCCUGUUGUGGCGCCAACAAACAUCAACGGAGGUGGAGGAAGUCGUUCGGAACUCGUCAUUACGUGGGAGUCAAUUCCAGAAGAACUACAGAAUGGAGAGGAAUUUGGAUACAUCAUCAUGUUGCGGCCAGUUGGCUCAACAACCUGGACCAAGGAAAGAGUACCAUCUGUAGAAUCAUCAAGAUUUGUUUACAGAAAUGAAAGUAUUACCCCCCUCUCUCCCUUUGAAGUCAAAGUGGGUGUAUAUAAUAAUGAAGGAGAAGGAUCUCUGAGUACUGUGUCCAUUGUCUACUCCGGGGAAGAUGAACCUCAGCUGGCUCCAAGAGGAACUUCUGUCCAGAGUUUUUCUGCUUCGGAAAUGGAGGUUUCAUGGAAUGCUAUUGCCUGGAAUAGAAACACUGGAAGAGUGCUGGGCUAUGAGGUAUUAUAUUGGACAGAUGACUCCAAAGAAUCCAUGAUUGGGAAAAUUAGAGUCAGUGGGAAUGUCACAACCAAAAACAUCACAGGGCUGAAAGCUAAUACCAUCUACUUUGCUUCCGUGAGAGCUUACAACACUGCAGGGGCAGGGCCCUCAAGCCCCCCAGUCAACGUUACCACCAAAAAGUCUCCACCAAGCCAACCACCAGCUAACAUUGCCUGGAAGCUGACAAACUCUAAAUUAUGCCUGAACUGGGAACAUGUAAAAACCAUGGAAAAUGAGUCUGAAGUGUUGGGCUACAAGAUUCUGUAUCGGCAAAACAGACAGAGUAAAACACAUAUCUUGGAAACAAACAAUACAUCGGCUGAGCUUCUGGUUCCGUUUGAAGAAGACUACUUGAUUGAAAUAAGAACAGUUAGUGAUGGUGGGGAUGGAAGCAGCAGUGAAGAAAUUAGGAUUCCAAAAAUGUCAAGCUUGAGUUCCAGAGGAGUUCCAGUCUUAGAACCUAGCGUCUGUUUCCUGUCAAUUGUCAUAUUUUUUACUGUUUUGCAAUUCAGCCACUUAUACGAUGAAUGA